AGUUAUCUGGCAUCCUCCUAGACAGGAAUAAGUGCAAAGCAGCGAAGAACCUGACCAUGGACCAGCUAGAAGCUUUCCACCAGGCCUAUAGUUUCUUCAGUAGGGACGUAGAUGGCAGUAUUGACCUAGAAGGCUUGGAGACUACUGCAAAGAAGCUUGGGAUUAGUUUAACCGAACAAGAGGCCUAUGAUGAGCUGUCAUAUGCUGAUAUGAAUGGAGAUGGGAAGGUGAACUUCUCUGAUUUUUUGACCAUUGUCAGCGACAACAAGCGCUUCAUCCAGGCUGUAGCCCCCGAGAAAGACAGCAUGGAGGACCUUGAUUCUGUCGACACCUCAGGAAUCCUGUUCUUUGAGGUCCUGUCAAAGCUGGUGGAAAUUUCGGCUCUGCCAAGGAAGGCCAUGCUUGAAAUAGUCAGUUACUACCGGCAGAAGUUCCUGGCGUCCACUGGCAGGCGGGCCUGGAUAGAUGCUGGCAACUUAAUGGAUCAUGGGAAGAGACUCCACACGCUCAAAAAAGCCCCGACUCCUCGGAGAGGCAAAGUCACUCCUAUGUCUGCCUUUGCAGGCGCUGCCCGCAUCUCAGUGAUGAAUGACAAAGAGCUGGAAGCCUAUGUGGAAACCCUCAGGGCAAACACUGUCCCCGCCGACAGUCCUUAUGCUCAGGUACCCAUCUUCCCAUUGCUUCCCAACCGGGAUGGAAUGACAGUACCGAAGCCAAAAAAAGACUUACAGAAGCUGGAGAUUCAGAGAAGGAAAGAGCCUAUAUCAUCGUUUGAAAACCACUUUUUCCAUAAAAGAAACUGGCUGCGCGAGGGAACUGCGUUCAAACCUUCUGCUUCCUUCAGAGACCGGAAAAACUCCCCUAGUCUCAGCCCUCACUUGAUGGAGAGGCGACACCGUUUGACUAUAGAAGACCUGCGUGAGAUACGACUAGAUGUGAAGAGGGUAACUGAAAUGUACAAGCAGGGGAUGGCACUCAAGGAGAGGAACAGGAUGCUAAGACUGUGGCGGAGGUUGCAUGGUGGCCAGAUUGGGCUGGAGUCAGGGAAUCACAGUUUCUACCACACUUUCUCCACCUACUCCUGGUCAUGGAACACUCACCAGGAGCUGGUGACUCCCAACGAACUUCAGCACUACGAUAACAAACUGUACCGCAGAGAACAUUCCUCAGCCUGCUCUGAUGACAGCGAAGUCAAGGGUGGGAUAAGGAAAGGAAAAGAAAGGAAAUGAGAAGAAAGAGCCAUGCUGUUCCAUUUUCUUACUGUCAUCCUCCCCACCCCAUUCCUUUUCUCUAUAACAGUCUCAGACUCUUACACGGGUCAGACUGUCCAAAGGUAGGAAAGAGAACUGUUCCCCCUUUGCAUACUGGCGAAUACAAUGAGAAUUAAAAGAGAAACAUGUUUUUCUUC
Dermochelys coriacea (leatherback sea turtle) is the source of this 1408-nucleotide messenger RNA. It is a transcript of the gene EFCAB3, whose product is annotated as EF-hand calcium binding domain 3. The coding region runs from base 57 to 1229 and encodes 390 amino acids. Gene Ontology annotation, molecular function: calcium ion binding. The record is from RefSeq and is a predicted model, not a curated record. The transcript has 8 exons. Lineage: Eukaryota; Metazoa; Chordata; Testudines; Dermochelyidae.